GCAACGGGAUUGUAGCAGACAUUCCUCAAGUUUAUGAGUUAGAUUUAGGAGCUGAAUGGUUACAGCAGCUCUGCCAAGUUCAGAUAAGGAAAGAAAUGUCGCUAAGGCAUGUCACAAGGAGAUAGAGCAGCCUUUGAACAAGUUUGCCCUUUAUGUCCCUGUCUCAGUAUGCAAUCCCCAUGGAUGUCCUACCCAAAUCUGUUACUGUCCGUGGGUUGGGUUUGUGCAUGCCCUGGGGUAAGCAGCAUUGUUCUUGCAGGGACACCAAAAAGUUCUCUUCCACUGACCCAGAUCAUUGAUCAAGCUUGUCAAGAGGCAGAAGCUUACAAGGAUGCUGGAGUUGAUGGUUUGAUGGUGGAGAACAUGCACGACGUGCCGUACACGGUGUGCCCGGGCCCCGAGGUCACAGCUGCCAUGGCAGUGCUGGCUGCUGCUGUGAGACAGAGCUGUCCCCGUGUCCCUCUGGGUGUCCAGGUGCUGUGUGCUGCCAACCAGCAGGCAAUGGCCAUUGCUCUGGCUGCAGGUCUUGAUUUUAUCCGGGCUGAAGGAUUUGUGUUUUCUCAUGUGGCUGAUGAAGGGAUUAUAAACGCCUGUGCAGGUGACUUGCUACGAUACAGGAAACAGAUCGGAGCAGACAACAUUCAGAUUUUUGCUGAUAUUAAAAAGAAACAUAGUGCCCACGCCCUGACGGCCGAUGUCAGCGUGGCGCAGACGGCGGCCGCUGCCCAGCUGUUCCUGGCCGACGGCGUGGUGCUGACCGGCACGGCCACCGGCCGCCCCGCCGACCCCCGGCAGCUGCCAGAGGUUAAGCAAGCUGUGAAGAUUCCUGUGCUGAUUGGGUCUGGAGUGACUCUGGAGAACGUGAGGAAUUACUUGGAUGCAGAUGCUCUGAUAAUUGGUUCAUAUUUCAAGAAAGGAGGAUAUUGGGCAAAUGCUGUUGAUCCUGACCGAGUCAAGAAAUUCAUGGAACACAUAAGUAAACUGAGGGAAUGAGUUUGUCAGCAAACACUGUUUGUUUGUGUGUGUUUGUAGAAAUGCAGUGGCCGAAUGGCAAAUUAAAUUAAAGCACAAAUGAGUGGCUGAGUGGCAAAUAACACCAAAUAAAAAUGCACGUCAUCUCCAUAACUGGCUGGGAAACUUGGUGACAUACUUCACAAUAAGCACAAUGUUUGCUUGUAGGCAGCACAUUUCUGUGGUGCUCAAAGCUACCAGCAGUGCAAAACCAACUCUGAAAUCUUGUCUGAGAUAUUCUCUCCUGUAAGUUAAACGCAUAUGGGGGUGAAGAGUUUUUAGAAAAUGUUCAUCACAGGUGAGCUGAGUUCUGUUUUGCCUUUAAGUACACUAGGUUGCCCUAAGUUUAGAGCUAAAAGUGUUGUAAAUUGGACAAGUUAAUUAGCCUUUCAGUUUCCCAUCUGUAAAAUGAUGAUAAUAGCACCUACAUCACACAGGGGCCUUAAGACAUAAUGAAUGAAAGAAUGUACAGCACUUUCAUCUCUCCAAAUGAAGGGCUCUUUUAAAGUUCAAGAUCAUUAUUUUUUCAUUAGAAAUGUGCAUUUAUACAAUUGCUACAUUUUUGUAAUACCACACAAAAAUUUAAGAUAA
Molecule: messenger RNA, 1602 nt
Organism: Ficedula albicollis (Collared flycatcher)
Lineage: Eukaryota; Metazoa; Chordata; Aves; Passeriformes; Muscicapidae
Exons: 5
Coding region: 109-993 (294 amino acids)
Source: RefSeq, a predicted model, not a curated record